Messenger RNA from Mercenaria mercenaria, 5242 nucleotides. RefSeq names its product phosphatidylinositol 3-kinase catalytic subunit type 3-like. The transcript is spliced from 22 exons. NCBI's taxonomy places the organism in Eukaryota, Metazoa, Mollusca, Bivalvia, Venerida, Veneridae. Gene Ontology annotation, cellular component: phagophore assembly site; cytoplasm; membrane. Gene Ontology annotation, biological process: phosphatidylinositol-mediated signaling; autophagy of peroxisome; autophagosome assembly. Gene Ontology annotation, molecular function: 1-phosphatidylinositol-3-kinase activity. The record is from RefSeq and is a predicted model, not a curated record. Bases 72 to 2732 code for a protein of 886 amino acids.
AUACGUCACAAGCGUGUGGAUCUUAUGGAGCACUUCUCGUACUCUCUCGUACCCACUGAGUUCCAAAAGAAAUGUCUGAGGGAAGAUUUAAUUACAUAUACAGUUGUGAGCUAGAAGAAAACGUCGAAAUUAAAAUAGGGACGUUAGAAGGUGACAGAGACAGACCUAGCUACAAUGACCUCCUGAAUGAUCCCAUGUUGCGUUACUCUGGCGUGUACUGUCCAGGAUGCUCGGAUCUCUACGUGUCAUGUCAAGUGUACAGCAAUGGAAUGCAGAUUUCUCUCCCAUGCCAGACAUCUUACAAAGCUUUCAGUACCAGAUGGAACUGGAAUGAAUGGUUGAGACUGCCAAUCAAGUACUCUGAUUUGCCAAGAGAUGCUGUGUUGAGUCUGACAAUAUGGGAUAUUUAUGGAACAGAUAAAGUUAUUCCUGUAGGUGGCACCACCAUAUCAAUGUUUGGGAAGAAGGGAACAUUUCGUCAAGGAAUGCAUGAUUUGAAGGUGUGGCCUGAUGUUGAAGCAGACCCAGGGAGUCAGUCAACAACCCCAGGGAAAUCCAGAGACAGUGGUGACCAAAUGAGCAGAUUGGCAAAGUUGAGCAAGCGACACAGAGAUGGUCACAUGGUAAAGGUGGAUUGGUUGGACAGGCUGACGUUCCGGGAGAUAGAGAUGGUUAAUGAACGACAAAAACGUGACUCGAACUUCAUGUAUCUUAUGAUAGAAUUUCCACAUACACACUUCAAUGAAAUAGAGUAUGCUGUAGUUUAUUUUGAAAAGGGUGGUGAUGAUCCCUACACUUUUACAACACACGGUGAUUUGGUUAUUGUUCCGGAUCCAGAGAUUUCAUUGGAAAAUCUUGUCGAGUCAAAACACCACAAGCUAGCGCGUAGUCUACGUAGCAGCCCAACUGACAAGGACAUGAAACCAGAUGCAAAGACACGAAAUUGGCUAAAUACUAUUGUUGGCUACCCACCCACCAAGCAGAUGACAUCAGAGGAACAGGAUUUGGUUUGGAAAUACAGGUUUUAUCUCUCCUCUCAGAAAAAGGCUUUGACCAAGUUUUUGAAGUGUGUAAACUGGAGCCAGUCACAGGAAGUGAAACAGGCACUGGAGUUACUCAGUGCAUGGAAUCCUAUGGACGUGGAAGAUGCGCUCGAGCUUCUCACACCCACAUUCUCUCAUCCGGCAGUAAGGAAGUAUGCCAUAAACAGACUGAGACAAGCAGAUGAUGAGGAUCUACUGUUGUACCUGCUGCAGCUAGUACAGGCUUUGAAGUAUGAGAAUUUUGAACAAAUAAAGAAAGAUUUGGACACGACUCCUGCAGUGAGAAGAGAUUCCGUGUCACAGGAUGAUUCCCCACAACAAACAGAUAAGUACCCGGCUCCAGUGUUACAAAGGACCACAUCACAUGAUUCUAUUCUAGAUGAGCUGGGAACCUCUCCCAGGGUCUCUGAAAGUCCAGAAUCCAAACUAGAGAAAGAGAUGGACCUGGCAACAUUCUUGAUCUCUAGAGCCAGUCACAAUCUUAGCCUUGCAAACUAUUUCUUCUGGUACCUGAUGGUUGAAAACGAGGACCAUGAAUCGGAGAAAGACCUGAAAACUAAAGACAUGUAUUACAGUGUGUUCAGACGGUUCAGUGAUGUACUGGUCAAGGGAGGUCAGGACUGCCGGCAUAGAAGAGCAAUGUUGAUAAGGCAGCAGACGUUUAUGGACAAACUUGUCAACCUUGUUAAAAUGGUCACUAGGGAAAGUGGAAACAGGAAGAAAAAGAUUGAGAAGUUACAAGCGUUGCUACAAGAUUCGGAAGUAUGCAAGAUUAACUUCUCUGAAUUUGAGGCGUUACCUCUUCCGCUGGAUCCUGAUGUCAAAGUUAAUGCCAUAGAUCCUGAAUCUGCAUCAUUGUUUAAGAGUAACCUGAUGCCAUGUAAACUGACAUUCCACACUGCUGAUGACAAAAGUUAUGUUACUAUAUUUAAACAUGGAGAUGACCUGCGACAAGACCAGUUGAUGCUGCAGAUGUUUACACUGAUGGAUAGGUUGCUGAGACAAGAAAAUUUGGAUUUGAAAUUGACGCCAUAUAAAGUUCUGGCUACAAGCACGAAACACGGUUUUGUACAGUGCAUAGAAUCCCUGUCAGUGGCUGAGGUCCUUGAUAAGGAAGGAACUAUACAAAAUUACUUCCGAAAACAAGGUCCAUGUGAGGGGGCACCAUAUGGGAUACAGCCAGAAGUCAUGGACAACUAUGUAAAAAGUUGUGCUGGUUAUUGUGUGGUGACUUAUUUACUUGGAGUGGGAGAUAGGCAUUUAGACAAUCUGCUUCUUACAAACUCAGGAAAAUUAUUUCAUGUAGACUUUGGUUACAUACUGGGUCGGGACCCAAAGCCGCUACCCCCACCAAUGAAAUUAAGCAAAGAAAUGGUUGAGGCUAUGGGUGGAAGCACGUCGGAUCAUUUCAAGGACUUUAAACAACACUGCUACACUGCAUUCCUUGCUCUCAGGAGGUCUGCAAACCUGAUACUUAACCUGUUUUCACUGAUGGUAGAUGCUAACAUUCCAGAUAUUGCCCUAGAACCGGAUAAAACAGUUAAAAAGGUACAAGACAAGUUUGUAUUACACCUAACAGAUGAGGAAGCUGUGGCCUACUUACAAAAUCUGAUAGAUGAGAGCGUGUCGGCCAUGAUGGCGGCACUAGUGGAACAAAUACAUAAAAUGGCACAGUACUGGAGAAAAUGAUGCACAGUUUUGGACUUUGCAAUGUCUGUGAUAUUCCAUUCCAACACCAUACAAUAUCGACGUUCUCUUGAAGACAUUUUAGUGAAAUAAACAAAGCUAUUCUGAUUUUGAUCUAAUAGUCUUUGUGUUAUGUUAUUAAGGAAAUUGAAAAAAAAUGUAUGGACUUUGGUAAAUGAAGAUACAGGAAAAACUUGCUAGAUUUAACAUAAAGCUGAUUUUUUUUUCAGCAAGUGAACACCACAUGAAUAAUAUGUUCAUGAGUGAAAAUUUAGGAUUUGGUGUUCUUAAGAUACAGACAGUUUGAUAUACAUCUAAAACAAACAAAUUUACCUUUUAUUUCAUGACUUUUUCAUGUUUUCAAUCAAAAUUUACCCAUUUCACGCAACAUCACAAUGUCACAAAAAUAGGUAAAAUUGUUUUUUUUUUGGAAAACACAAGAAACUUCUUUUAAUUUGAUAAACACUUUCAUUAUUCUGGUGAAUUUAUAUUAUCUAUAAAUGAACUAAUUGAAAUGUCCCCUUGAUAUAUUUGGCAAUAUCUUUCGCAAUAUUUAGAGAGGGUUAGAAUAUACCUUGAAAAGUGCUUGAAUUUGAGGGGAUCCUUUCUAAAGUAUAGCCGAUCCUUGGGAAAAAAGCUUGAAAAGGACUACAAGUCUUGGAAAAGGGCUUACUUCCAUUUCCUACCUUGAAAAGUGUUAGAAUACUAGUAAUGCUUAUUUAAAAAAAACAACACUUGAUUUUUUUCUGAAAUCAGAUAAUCUGGAGAACUGAUCCUGUUAAAAAUGUUGAAGAAAAUGUCUUAAAACCUUAACAUUUUCAUUGUGAGAAUGGAAGUUUGUUCCUUAUAGGGUAUGACUGAAAGUAAUAUGUGUGUGCAUCUCUAAACAAAAUGGCUGCACCUGUGUUCACUGUUUUAUCUCUGGGGCUUGCAUAAAAAUAUGCUUUAAUUUGCAUCAUUUCUCCCUGAGGUCUGUUUUAAUUUGGAUUGUUUUCUAUUUAAAUGUAAAUUGCUUGAAAAGUACUUGAAUUUUGCUGGAAAAUAUCAGUAUGUACACUGUUAAGUAAAGUACUUUCAUAGAAUUUCUCAUCUAUUAUUUUCCAAUCUGAACCCAGUUUUAAAAAGUUACAAAAAAUUCACUUAAAUGACUGGUUAAUUUUGAAACAAGGCAGGAAAAUGUUGACAAAACAACAUAACUUCUUUAUCCUGUCAUAUCUUUGAAAUAAAUUUAAAUUUGGUGUGAUAUUUGACCAUAUAUCAGUGAAAAUUUAUUAUCUACAUCUCUGUAUCCUUAUAAAUGAUAUUUACUUGUUACAUAAAAACAAUACAUGUUUCUGUAUUUUUGUGACUUCUUAAAACUGUGUAAGAGGUCAAGAAAUGAAUGAAAUAGUAUCUUUGUAUUAUUUGAUUUCAUUGACAUUUUCAUAUACAACAAAUUUGUCUAAAUGUAUGAGAAUUUUCUUAAACAUACUUAGAAUAUUAUGAUCGAUAUUGUUGAAAUUACUGAGGGGGCAUUAGACAUUUAGAUUAGCGUUGAAGGUAUUUCAGUGACUUCCAUGUGGUGUUUGUAUAUAUGAAAAAUAUUCUUGUAAUAAAAAAAACAAGAUAUCUGUGUCAUGGUACACACUAAAUAAUUGAUACCACACACACAGAGCUUUGAUGAAAGUAGCAACAUGCUUAGUAGUAACAUAGUACAUGUACAGUGAAAUCAUUUACAAUCAUUAGAGACUUUUUUGUUGUUGAUUUUGUGGUCUGGUUGAUUCGAUCAUUUUAUCUUCAGAACUUGAAAUCAACAAAUUCAUAAACCUAAGAAAGUUAUUUCUCAGUCAAAACCACUUAAUUCCUUACCCGCAGAAUUAAAUGUUUUUACUGUACCAACCGGAAAUAGUAUUCAUGUAUGAUUUCUCAGUUUUCAUAGAUGCUUCUGUUUUAAAUUUUUGAAAUGCCCCUUUAAAGAACUUAAAAUUUUGAAUAUACAUAGUCAUGCCCCGCUUUAAAAUGCUUAAAAUUUUGAUGUACAUUUGAGUGCAUGCCCUUUUAAAUAACUUAACAUUUUGAUGUAUAUCUGAAUGCAUUUCCCUUCAAAAUGCUUAAAAUUUUAUCAUUCGUCAGCAGACAUGCCCCUUUAAAAGGCUUAAAAUUUUGAUGUACAUCUGCUGACAUGCCCCUUUAAGAUGCUUAAAACCUUGAUGUACAUCUGAAUUUAAGUCCCUUUAAAGUAAUGCUUAUUGGGACUACAUUUUUGUAUUUCUAAUGAUAAUGACUGUUACUAGUAGUGAUAAAUAAGGGAUAGUGCAAUAGGAUUAAUGUUUGCAAAUAUACUUGUACAGUGGAACAUCCCAAACUACUACCCUCUGCAUACCAGUUCUUGUCUAACAAACUGCAAGCCAGAUGGCCAGUGUAGGGAUGAUCCUCUUUUCAGUGUUUUUGCAUAAUCAUUGUAUAAAUUACUUACGUUGUAUAAAUUCUGUGAAGAAUAAUUGUAUAUGUUAUUAAUGAAAGAUAUAAAAUGA